This is a messenger RNA of Sinocyclocheilus rhinocerous, 2545 nucleotides long. RefSeq names its product sodium- and chloride-dependent GABA transporter 2-like. NCBI's taxonomy places the organism in Eukaryota, Metazoa, Chordata, Actinopteri, Cypriniformes, Cyprinidae. The transcript is spliced from 15 exons. Gene Ontology annotation, biological process: sodium ion transmembrane transport; nitrogen compound transport; amino acid transport. The record is from RefSeq and is a predicted model, not a curated record. Gene Ontology annotation, molecular function: gamma-aminobutyric acid:sodium:chloride symporter activity. Gene Ontology annotation, cellular component: plasma membrane; cell projection. The coding region runs from base 397 to 2151 and encodes 584 amino acids.
UAUUAUUUUUAAACUAUUUAUAGGCCUACUAUUAAUAUGGUUUGAAUAAAAUAUGAUUUGUUUCUGUCACAGUUCGUAGGAAGGAAACGAGGAGAGGAGGAGAUAAACUUCCAAUUGAACAGACUUUAAUAACAAACUCAAAAAGGGCAGACAAAGUAGAACAAGGUAAUGACAAUACACGCCGAACACACGGGAAAACACGGAGCGGAUUAGCGGAAUCAGCGGAUCUUUAGCGGAGCAGUAACCGAACGCUUUGAGCUGGGGUGAGGGUGGGGGCUGGUGAGAGGGGCACCUCAGCCAAUGAGGGCAAAGGGGCAGUGGCUCUAGCCACCGGGCCACCCCUCCACAGCACGUUGUUCCACAGCACGGCCCUGCUGUGGAACAACCAGAUGUGACAUGGAAAUGCAGCAUGAUCCAGAUUUGCAGUUUAAACUGGCUUAUUCAGAUUCAGAAAGAAUUGACACAGGCAUUAAAACCCGAGCAAGAGGCCAGUGGGCCAGUAAAGUGGAGUUUAUCUUAGCCGUUGCUGGCCAAAUCAUUGGUUUGGGAAAUGUGUGGAGAUUUCCAUAUCUGUGUUACAAGAAUGGAGGAGGAGUGUUUUUCAUUCCAUAUAUGGUCUUUCUGUUUGCCUGCGGCAUUCCUCUGUUUCUUAUGGAGACUGCUUUGGGUCAGUACACCAGCCAAGGGUCUGUUACCUGUUGGAGGAAGAUCUGCCCACUAUUUGAAGGUCUGGGUUAUGGGAGUCAGGUGGUCAUCUUCUAUUCCAGUGCCUACUACAUCAUCAUUUUGGCCUGGGCUUUCUUCUAUCUCUUCUCUUCUUUUAGUGGUGAACUACCAUGGGCUAGCUGCAGGAACUGGUGGAAUUCAGAGAACUGUGUUGAGUUCGACCAAAUGGGAGGGACAAGAAACCUGAGCUUUAUGGAGAAUGCAUCAUCACCUGUUAAAGAAUUUUGGGAGAGGCGAGUAUUGAAUAUAACUGGAAGUGUGAAUGAGCUGGGCAGUUUGAGAUGGGAACUGGCUCUGUGUCUUCUGCUGGCCUGGAUCAUUUGCUACUUCUGUGUGUGGAAGGGAGUGAAGUCCACAGGCAAGGUUGUAUAUUUCACUGCUACAUUUCCAUAUGUUAUGCUGCUGGUGCUUCUGAUUCGAGGUAUUACGUUGCCUGGAGCCAUCGAUGGCAUCACCUUCUACCUCUACCCAAACCCAGCACGCCUUGCAGACCCACAGGUGUGGAUGGAUGCUGGAACACAAAUAUUUUACUCUUACGCUCUCUGCAUUGGGUGCCUUACAGCUUUGGGAAGCUACAAUAAAUACAACAACAACUGCUACAAAGAUUGUGUUUACCUGUGCCUGCUGAACAGUGGAACCAGCUUUGUAUCUGGCUUUGCCAUCUUUUCAGUUUUGGGCUUCAUGGCCUUUGAACAGGGGGUUGAUAUCUCAACGGUAGCAGAGUCAGGUCCUGGUUUGGCCUUCAUUGCAUAUCCACGAGCUGUAGCUAUGAUGCCUCUGUCUCAGCUGUGGUCCAUAUGUUUCUUCCUCAUGAUUAUUCUGCUGGGGCUUGACAGUGAGUUUGUGGGUUUGGAGUCUCUCAUGACAGCCAUAACAGACAUGAACUCCAACUACUUCCUCCAAGGACACCGUCGUAAACUCUUCCUUCUCCUCAUUUGUGUGGGCUGCUUCCUCAUUGGCCUCCUGAUGGUAACAGAGGGUGGCCUGUAUAUCUUCCAGUUAUUUGAUUACUAUUCCUGCAGUGGAAUGACCCUCCUCCUUUUUGCCAUUGCACAGUCAAUAUGUAUUGGCUGGUUUUAUGGUGCUGAUCAUCUGUACGAAAAUAUUGUUGACAUGAUCGGUUAUCGUCCUUUGACUUUAAUGAAAUACUGUUGGAAAUAUAUCACUCCAAUUGUGUGUAUAGGCACAUUUGUCUUUUCUUUGGUCAAAUUCACUCCUCUAAAGUUUAACAACACAUUUGAAUACCCGUGGUGGGGUUAUGCGGCUGGCUGCUGGUUCACCCUCUCCUCAACAUUGAUGGUUCCCAUAUGGAUGAUCUAUGUUGUCCUCAUCACUCCUGGUACAUUGAAACAGAGACUGCGUGUCCUUUGCACUCCAGCAAGUGAUCUACCUUUGACAUCAGAAAGACAAAAAGAAACCCUGUGACCACGACAGAAAGUACAACAUGUCCCAUGACUGAUAAAGAAACAUUGGGGGAAAAAACAUCCUUGGGCUGUAUUUAAGACAACUUUUGAUAUCAAUUAUGUCUUUGAAGAUACACAUUCUCGUGAGAUCUCAAGAAGGCACAAACACAAACUGUUCAUGUCUGUUUUAUACGUUUUUUAAUUUUACUAUCUUCGAUUCUCAAUUGCAAGCAUCUAAAUGUAGAUUUAAACUGGAAAUGAAAAAUUGCACUUGAAAAUUGACUUACACGUUUUGCUGUAUCUGAGGAAAACUCAGUUUGAGAUCAUUCUUAAGUGUGAUAGCGUCAACAACUUGUUGUAUCAUAAAUGUUCAUACGAUAUAAGUUUUUCUGAAGAAGAUAGCAAAAAAAAAAAAA